ACUUAUCUUUUCUCUUUUACACAAAAAACAUUAUGUCUGUGUAUUUCCCCUUUGUGUAGGUUCAUAAUGGAAUAAAAACAUGGUUCACACAGACUGAUUUCUAGGUUGACGCUGCACAGUAUAUUGUUAAUGUGUUUUCUCGCGUCCAUAAUAAAUUAUUUCCAUUUUGGUAAAUUAGGUGGUAUUAAAUUAUUCUGUAUUCUGUAUUAUUCAAGUAUUCCAACAGAAAUGUACAGAAAUGUACAGCAGCGUCUCCAGGAUUCUGAAAGAAUUCUGAUACUAUUAAUGAAGACGCCCAGCUUGCAGGAGGAUCGCCCCGCUGUUGAACAUGGCCACCCCAGCCAGCGCUCAGAACCCCAGUAAAACGUGGGAGCUCAGUCUGUACGAGCUCCACAGGACGCCCCAGGUUUGUAUUACUGCUGACAAGCCCACUGCACAGGAGGCGAUCAUGGACGGCACUGAGAUCGCGGUGUCCCCGCGCAGCCUGCACAGCGAGCUCAUGUGCCCCAUCUGCCUGGACAUGCUGAAGAACACGAUGACCACCAAGGAGUGCCUGCACCGCUUCUGCUCCGACUGCAUCGUCACCGCACUGCGCAGCGGUAACAAGGAGUGUCCAACGUGUCGUAAGAAGCUUGUCUCGAAGCGCUCACUACGCCCUGACCCGAACUUCGACGCCCUCAUCUCCAAGAUCUACCCGAGCCGGGACGAGUACGAGGCACAUCAGGACAGGGUGCUGGCCAGGCUGAGCCGGCUGCACAACCAGCAGGCCCUGAGCUCCAGCAUCGAGGAGGGGCUCAAGAUGCAGGCCAUGCACAGAGCACAGCGCGUGCGGAAGCACCAGCAGGAGUCUGACAACACCACGUUCAGCGGCGCGGAGGACAACUGUGACAGCCGCUCCCAUCUGAGCCACGGCUCCGCCCACAGCGCCACUCAGGAGGCGGGGCCCAGUCGCAAGCGCUCCAAGGCCUCCGACGAGUCCUGCCCUGACCUCGAUCAGUCACACGAGGGGGGCGUGACCAGCCCCCACGAAUCUUCCAGCUCAGAGAUCGAGCUGGUCUUCAGGCCACACCCCCUGCUCGUGGACAAGGAUCAGUACUCGCAGACCAGGUAUGUGAAGACCACAGCAAAUGCCACAGUUGACCACCUGUCCAAGUACCUGGCCCUGCGCAUUGCCCUGGAAGAGCAGCAGAGGGCGCUGGAGAGCAGCGCAGGGGGCGGGGCCGUCAGCCUGGAGGAAGUGAGCGAGAAGCAGUACACCAUCUACAUCACCACCUCCGGAGGCCAGUUCACUACACUGAAUGGAUCGCUGACGCUGGAACUUGUAAACGAAAAAUACUGGAAAGUAAGCAAGCCCCUCGAACUGUACUACGCCCACACUAAAGAGCAGAAGUGAUGGGCAGAGGGGUGCACCCCCCCUUCCCUUCCUCCCUCCCUGCUUCCCUCUCGCUUGUUUACCUUCCUUUCUCGCUCGUACGCAAGCACUCACUCACUGACACACUCAGAAUGAAACGGAAACGCAGGCAUGCAAAACUCGGGCAAGCACUCACUACUCACUGACGCACUCAAGAUGAAACGGAAACACAGGAAUGCAAAACUCAGGAGAAAGACUGCGUUUAAAAACCCAGCGGAAGGAUUUUCAAGUUUUGUGUUCCUGUUCAGACUCUUUGACCACAACUACUGUUCUGUUUUUGUGUGAGUGUGUUUUUUUGUUAAAUAUAUGUUUAAUUCUUCUCCCCUUUCACAAAUGAAUUGGACCUGUUUCUAGAAAUAUACAGACUGUUACAGUGAUGGCCGUGUUUUCAUGAUGUGAAAGAGAAUUUGAGUCUCAAGUCACUCCAGGGUUGGAUUGAAGAAUAUAAUUUCUUAGCAGUUCCAUUUACUGUUGGGUUAACUGGACUUCUAUUCCAUUACACGUUUUAAUUGAAACUAGAUUUAAGGCAAUGCAGGCUUUACCUUGUUAAUUAUUACCUUUUUAUAUGGAAAAAUAAUAUUGCUAUGUAUCUAGGCAACAUCCUUUGUUUAAAAAAAAAAAAAAAAAACCUACAUCACAUACCUGUGCCAUGCAAAUAUACCCUUUUGAGGGAGGCUUUUAUGUGUGUGUUCGUGCAGCAUCAAUGGGUAUUACAUGGUAAAUAAGUUACUAUUAUGGUUAAUAAUUAGACUCCCAUUGCAAAGCAGUUUGAGCCAGUCCAGGUUUUAAUUCAUUCUGUGAACUUAAUAAUAUUAAUCAAAACUCCAGUUGCAGAGCAGUUUAAACCAGGUUUUACUUGUGAGUUAAAUUAACACUAAAGUUAAUUUUCAGCAACAAAAAAUGCAAGUGCUUGAGAUCUAUCUGCAAAUGUAAAUCUGCGAUUCAUAAUUGGCACAACGUUGUGGGAGCAUUGUGGAUACUGGAGGGUACGUGAAGGGUGGUAUUCAAAGGAAAAUGUUUACAGACACGGCCAGCAGGGACUUGUUCAACAAACAUUCAGGUAGAAUGAAAUCAAUGCAGAACAAUGUUGCACGAAUUAUGAAUCGCACUAUGUAUGUAUGUGGAAACAAUGAAAAACAAAUAAUCUUUCUCAUUGAAAAAUUGGUGCAGAAAUACUGUAUAAAAACUACCAAACCUGUCUUUCAAACCAAAUCGCAUUGCAGUUGCAGCUUUGUAUUUUAUUUUCUUCUUAAAAAAAAGAAAAAGGAAAGCAACCGUGUUGAUUUUAUUGUUGUAUGUGUUGAUUGUGUUAUUUGUAUGUGUUGCUGGAAUUCAGUUGAGCUGAACGUUCUAAUGUUGCACUGCUGUAAAUUCCUGCAUCGUUGGAAAUUGAGGAGAAAAAACGUGUACUGGCCCCUUACUGGGUUUACAACAAAUGGAUUAAUUUGGAAGUUUAGCACAAAACAGUUUAUAACUUUACAGUGGGGGGGGAUUUAAUAGAUUUAUUUUCUUUGGACCAGCUUAACCAGCUCUUCAACCAGCACGAAUGAACCAGCACUGACCAGCAGACUCCAGCACUCACCAGCAGCCCUGACCAGCAGACUCCAGCACUCACCAGCAGCCCUGACCAGCCCACACUAGUUCUGACCAUUGCUGGUGUUUCCCUCAGGCUGGGAAGUCUCCAGACACUUCCCCUAUGUAGUCAGUGCUGUAGUUCAAUCAAUCCUGCGAUCCGGCUCCAAUGAAACCCACAGCACUAAAAGCUGCAGCCAUUUUAGUUACAUACUGCAUUGUAAUAUCAUGUUAAAGUAAAAAAAAAGCACAGAGGCUUGGUUAGCACUGCUUUAAAGGGUCGCAGUGAUGGUGUUGCCGGUGCUGGUUAGUGGUAAUGAAAUAGAUUUAUAAAAAAGCCCUAGUUACCACUCCUUUAAAGAGGGGAGCGGUGGCCGUCACACUAAGAACCUGGGUUUAGUGUUAACAAAGCUGAAAAAUCGAGAUUUUAAAGGUGCUUUGGUUGGCAUUCUUUUAAAGGGAAAUACUGAUUUAAAAACCUGGGUGAAAGAACCUGUAAUGGGGGUCAGUGAUAAUGUUAAUAAAGCCAAUACGAGGUAAGAGUGGAUUUCAGCACUGUUGUUAGAGUGGGGUGGUGAGAAUGUUUAACACUAAACACAAAUCAUUUUUCACUCCACACUUCUGUGAAUACGGUCCUGUUUUUUAUUGGUGGUUUGAUAAUCUUUGGUAGUAACUGUUUGAGACCUUGACAGUUACUGUCGUUUUUACAUUUUUUAAGUAUAUUAAAUGCCACAGAUUUGCGUAAUAUUUAGAUA
Messenger RNA from Polyodon spathula (Mississippi paddlefish), 3738 nucleotides. Its product is annotated as E3 ubiquitin-protein ligase RING2-A-like. Bases 329 to 1393 code for a protein of 354 amino acids. Gene Ontology annotation, molecular function: ubiquitin protein ligase activity; chromatin binding. The transcript is spliced from 7 exons. The record is from RefSeq and is a predicted model, not a curated record. Gene Ontology annotation, biological process: negative regulation of DNA-templated transcription. NCBI's taxonomy places the organism in Eukaryota, Metazoa, Chordata, Actinopteri, Acipenseriformes, Polyodontidae. Gene Ontology annotation, cellular component: PcG protein complex; ubiquitin ligase complex.